AUGUCACUUCUUCAGAGAUUUAGCUCAAAGAUUGAUACCUGUAAAAACGUCAUUGAACAUCCAGUGAUAAAAAGUUUGCUUCAAAGUCAACAUCAUCAAAAGAAAUUUUGGUGUUACUUUUGUGAAUUGGAAUUCAGUCAGCAUGUUAUCAGUGAAUCGUGGCUUAUUUUAGAACAAGGAUUUCUAGACCAUCUUACCAGCAUGGCUCAUGAAAAAAAUACAAGAAAAUUUUUCAGAAAAAACUGCCUGAAAGACUUUAACAAGUUUCUUCUAUCCAGAAUAGAUUUUAAUAGACAUCUCACAAAUACUGAAAUUGCUCUUGAAGCUUAUAAAGAUGAACUUCAACAGAAAAUGUUAAAGGAAAUGAAAAAAAUCAGCGAAAAUGAAAGAAAAAGGAAAAUGUUUUCUAAGUUUAUUCAGGACAACCAAUCACCUCCUGAAAAUAACAAAUAUUCUAUCUCAAAAUGUGAAACUAAAACAAAAGGUAAAAAAACUGUGGCAGUAUUUUCUCCUGGUCUCACUUGCAUUAAUUUUAAGGAUGCAAUUGAUCAUGGAACAGGAAAUAUAUUUACCAAUGCUUUACCUCCAUGGCUACAAAAUGUUAAACCACUUAACAAUAAAAUUGGACCUACUUUUGGAGAUUUUGAAAACUAUUUAAAAAACCAGAGGAGACAAAAGCUUCCUCAGGAACGAGUUGGUGCCAAUUUAGAUGAAAAAUUCACACAAUCUGACUUCUGGUUGCCUUCUUUUGGCCAAGUGUGGAAUAAUAAUUGUAGAUUACAGUCCAAACAAGACUUUCUUAAACAUAUGAAAAGAACACCAGCAUCUGACUCUUUCGUCCGGCUCUUCCGUCUCUCGUGUAGCACCGCAACCUGUAAUGUUUGCCUGCGUAUGCUCACGCACGUGACGACAAUGUUCCGACCGAUCGCGGUCUCUCCCGUCUCUCUCUUCCGCCUGCGCUCGACAGCAGAGCAGCCAACCACUCUCUGCCACUUCCGUCUGUUCUUCUUCCCUAAGGUUAGGCUCAAUCCCUGCUUCCUCAGAAUGUCCCGCUUACCUCCCUCAGCCUUCGAAGAGUAG
Acanthosepion pharaonis is the source of this 1080-nucleotide messenger RNA. The record is from the annotation of a GenBank genome assembly. Lineage: Eukaryota; Metazoa; Mollusca; Cephalopoda; Sepiida; Sepiidae.